Messenger RNA from Peromyscus maniculatus bairdii (prairie deer mouse), 3756 nucleotides. Lineage: Eukaryota; Metazoa; Chordata; Mammalia; Rodentia; Cricetidae. The record is from RefSeq and is a predicted model, not a curated record.
CUUCGCGGCUCGGGCAGGCGGGAGAGGUGCGCCCGCCUCGGCUGCAGCCUGGUCGCGCCCUCCGCGCUUCUCUGCUCCGGACUCUCGGGACCCGGACAGCCGUCGCCCUGGGUACAGACUGGUCGCGCCCUCGGUUCCCGGCGCUGCUGACCCGACUUUGGGCCUGAGUGUGGUCCCUGCGGGCCGUGGUCCCUGGCCCCAGGGCGGCACAGCCGCACUUGGGCAUCAGUCCUAGGCUAGAGUGGGAUUCCACUCUUUUUAGUUCGAUUUUCACAUAUCUGUACAAGUAUACGUGUCUGCAUUUUAAAUGACUGCAUCGUGUUGUGGGUAUUUUUAUGUUGGGCGAAAAAUUUAAAAGCUAACUCGUCGUGUGGCUAAGUUUCUUUGGACGAGAAGGAAGCAAAAGUCCAAGAGACACCACUCUGAAACUGCUGAAGAUUGUGUGAUUCCAACUGCAUGACAUUCUGGAAAGGGCAAAGCUAUGGAAACACUAAAAAGAUCAAAAGUUGCUGAGAAUUCAAGGCAUGGUGAAGGAUCAAUAGCCCCAACACAGAAUUGUUAGAAUACUGAAACUACCCUGACAUUGUCCUGGUACAAAACUUAAACAUGAACAACGAUACAUAUUACCAAUGUUCAAAGCUGAUUUGGGUAGAACUGGAAUACAGUUGCAUACAACAUAUUCCAGAGGAAUUAGAAAAGUCAAAGUAAUGGAUAACAGAAAAGAGCCUCCAUUCUUCAAUGAAGAUAACGUGGGACCAUUUUACUUCAAACUUCCUUUCUAUGACACCAUGGAACUCUUCAUCGAAACAUUGACUGGAACAUGUUUUGAACUAAGAGUUUCACCCUUUGAAGCUGUUAUCUCUGUGAAAGGAAAAAUUCAAAGAUUGGAAGGUAUUCCCAUCUGUCAGCAGCACUUAAUUUGGAAUAACAUGGAGCUUGAAGAUGAUUAUUGCUUGAAUGAUUACAACAUUUCAGAAGGUUGUACCUUGAAGCUGGUAUUGGCUAUGCGUGGUGGACCGAUAAGUACUAGAAAAGUUCUUGUGGAAGACCCACUUAGGGAGCUUGCUGAGUACAUGGAUUCCAGUCGGGACGAGGUCUGGGAAAAGACCUCUUGCAACAAACAAGUUACAUUUUUGGUAUACCGAGAAGGAGAUCAAUUGAAUUUCUUUCGUGUAGUAGAUAGGGGAGAUGGCACUUUAACACCAUUAUCUGAAUCUCUAAGUGGUGGCUCUGUGUAUAAUUUGUAUACAGACGAGGAUGAAGAAGCGGAGCCUUCUCCUUCUGGGCAACAGAUCAUUGAAAAUUCAAUAACUAUGAAUAAGAUGAAGCUGCUGAAGGCUAAGAUGGAGAACAUGAACCUCAGCAAAAAGCCUAAGAAAGUUGUCAAGCUAAAACCUCGCCCACCUGUAGCCCCUCGACCUCCCAGCAGUUCCACAGCAGCAGCCAGGCACAGACUGUUACGAGUCCUGCCUCACAUCGGGCAGUCUUGUUUACCUUCUCCUGGGAAUGCGUAUCUCCCUGAAACAUCCAGGAAUGCAGGCUCAAGUCCUGCAGCAGCUCAGGCCCCUGCGGAUAGACCGGUAUCAUCUCUCAGAAACGAACUGCUGAAGGAGGAUGAUUGGGAGAUUAACACACUGUCUCAUCCCACGGGUAGCAUCAGACUGCUACCUCAGAUGACCCACAUAGAACUGGAAAAUGACAAAGAGCUUGCAGAUUCCGUACUUCAUCUUGGAUCAUCCCUGCCUAGGCGGACAAAGCACCUUUCAGGGAACUUGCCAUCUAAUAAUGAGGAUGAUGUCGUCUUAUUUCCACCGUCAGAAGAGUGUGUGUCUGAAGAGUUGCUCCUGACAGAAGUAGGUCCUUUUGCCCCAUUUGCAGAAGGAAAUGAUGUCGAGCACUCGAACAGUGGUGUAGAAGGCGUAGGGAAGGUAACUCCAGAGUUCCCACUCGCUAAAGGUGAUAGAGGGCUGAGAGCCGCAGAGCAGCCUCUGAACCAUGUGGCAAGAGUGUUGAGCAGUGACCCUGUAGACAAUGCAAUUCUUAACCACCGAGAGUCGAGCUCUCACAAGAACAGACUCCUGUCGCCACUUCUCUGUGCUGCACCAGGGUCACUACAUAAUUCUCUGGUGAAGCCACAGAGACAGUCAAAAGGUUUUGAGUCUGGCAACCCCUCAGCGCCUACUUCACAAAAUGCCCUGCGGGAAUUGGACAUUCGAACCAUAGCCGAUUCUUCUUUCUCUAGGACUGCUCGCUUUCGUGGCGUUAAAGUCGAUUCGCCUGGGAAAAGAUCUGAUGUUAUUUCCAAAGUCGAAGCUCGAGAUAUCACAGAAAUGGCUAACAAAGCCUCCAAAGAGCCUGUUGGUUGUGUGAACAAUGGCUUUUUGGCUUCACUGGCACGGAGUGCAAGCAGAGACAGUUUGCAGAGCACGCGUGGGGCAGGCAGGCUCCGGCCCUCUGGAAUUGGGUUGUCUACAAACUUCCAGCACUUCCAGGAUGAAAGCACUAGGAGAAGUUCUCCCCAGUUAGAACCUACAGAGUUUUUUCUAUCUGCUCGUGGUAUUGGAAUGAGUGGAAAUAAUGCAGCAGCAGGGAAAAGAGUAGGCAUCAAGAGCUGCCAACAACCCAUGAUUCCUCAAACUAGAGCCUAUGACAUCUGCUGCUGUUUCCUCACCCUGGGAGAAAGCACCCACCAUCUUCCACCUGUGAAAGCCCCUCUUCAAACAAAGAAGAAAAUAACGAAACAUUGUUUUCUUUGUGGAAAGAAAACAGGACUGGCCACUAGCUUCGAAUGCAGAUGUGGAAACAACUUCUGUGCAUCUCAUCGCUAUGCAGAAACUCAUGGCUGCACCUAUGACUACAAGAGUGCAGGGAGGAGAUACUUGCAGGAGGCAAACCCUGUGGUUAAUGCACCAAAACUUCCCAAAAUCUAACUCUUCUCUGCGCUUUACUGCUCUGCCUGAGGAAUCCUAUUAUAUUGACAGAAGAAAUAUUGUUUAGACUGCAUUAUUUUUGUUCGACUCCAAAAGAUUUGCCAAAUAACAAGAGCACACAGUGCAUACUGUUGGAGAAUGAAAAUGCCUAUUGUAUUGAUGUCUUUAUUCUUUGGUGAAUCAAAAGUUCUAAAAGUAGUUUUAAAAACUUUACACUAUAAUGAUUUAGUUUUGUUAUUGCAUGUCUGUGUUAAGUAUUUUAUAUUUGAGAUUGGAAUUAUUUAUUAGACAAAUCUUCAAAAGAUGCACUUUAGGAAGUUACCAUUGACUGUGUAACCAGGCUUCCAUGUUGUACAGAAAUGAGUGUUUCUGUAAUGGCUCUAUUCAAACUGAGCACAUUUUGCCCAUUUUUCUUUCUUUUCUUGUGGGGAUGGGGUAGAUGGAAUUUUUUCUUUUUAUAAAUCCCACAUGUGAAAGUUUAUGAGGUUUACUAGCAGGUUCUUUUUUAAAGAACAUUUGUUUCUCCAGUGUGAUUUUUAACACAUAUAUUUCUUCCAUAUUCAGAUUGGCAUUCAUAUAUGUAUCCAUUCUGUAGAACACAUCAUGUUAAUAUAGUAUACAUUUCUUAAAAUACUACUUUUUAAAUGGUAGUUUUAAAAUAACAGUGUCUUCCUUAUUGCCAUUGAAAACAGAGACCAACUUUUCACUUUUCAAAAAUGGCUAUAUAUAUUUUUAAAAGUCUCACAAAUUUGGUUUAUUUUUAUUACAUAUUGAGUGCUUUUGCAGGGGAAAAUAAUAUUCAAAUAAAUAUUCAACUUCAAAAUGA